Messenger RNA from Gastrolobium bilobum, 968 nucleotides. Its product is annotated as GTP-binding nuclear protein Ran1B-like. Gene Ontology annotation, biological process: ribosomal subunit export from nucleus; protein import into nucleus. The transcript is spliced from 8 exons. Gene Ontology annotation, cellular component: cytoplasm; nucleus. The record is from RefSeq and is a predicted model, not a curated record. Gene Ontology annotation, molecular function: GTPase activity; GTP binding. The coding region runs from base 151 to 816 and encodes 221 amino acids. NCBI's taxonomy places the organism in Eukaryota, Viridiplantae, Streptophyta, Magnoliopsida, Fabales, Fabaceae.
GAAAGUCGAAACCCAAAAAUUGGAACCCUUCUUCGUAAAUAUAAACCCUCUUCUCUUGUUUGCAUAUUCUCAUACUCAUUCCCUCUCCAUCCACAAUCCACAUCACUCGUUCUUCUUCUCAACGAAACGACACCACUCCACUCCGCAUCUAUGGCUUUGCCCAAUCAGCCAACCGUUGAUUACCCCAGUUUCAAGCUCGUACUCGUCGGUGAUGGUGGAACUGGAAAGACAACCUUCGUGAAAAGGCAUCUUACCGGUGAAUUCGAGAAGAGAUAUGAACCAACCAUUGGUGUGGAAGUCCACCCAUUGGAUUUUUUCACAAACUGUGGCAAAAUUCGCUUCUAUUGUUGGGAUACUGCUGGACAGGAGAAGUUUGGUGGUCUCAGAGAUGGAUAUUAUAUCCACGGGCAAUGUGCUGUUAUAAUGUUUGAUGUUACUGCCCGAUUAACAUACAAAAAUGUCCCUACCUGGCAUCGUGAUCUUUGUCGGGUCUGUGAAAACAUCCCAAUUGUUCUUUGCGGUAACAAGGUUGAUGUGAAGAACAGACAAGUGAAGGCAAAGCAGGUUACUUUCCACAGGAAGAAGAAUUUGCAGUACUAUGAGAUAUCAGCUAAGAGCAACUAUAACUUUGAGAAGCCUUUCCUGUACCUUGCCAGGAAACUUGCAGGCGAUCCCAACUUGCACUUUGUAGAAUCUCCUGCAUUGGCUCCACCGGAAGUUCAAAUUGAUUUAGCUGCACAACAACAGCAUGAGGCUGAACUUGCUUCAGCUGCUGCUCAGCCUCUUCCUGACGAUGAUGACGAUGCAUUCGAGUAGGACUUUGCGUCUGGGGACCAUCUUCCUGUGUUGCUGUUAUUGUGUAUGCUACAAUAUAUAUGUUUUUUGGGGUUUGUGUUAUUUGAAAUUUCUGGAUGUUGAUUUGAGGAUCUGUAUUCAAUUCCUAUGAGAUGUUUUGCUUAAAUUGAAAA